AUGCCUGAACAGUCUUUAUUGCAAAGUUGUAAGACACGAUGGAAUUCAAUCUACUCAAUGCUGGAACGUAUUUUUGAAAACAGGUGUCCAAUUUCUGCUGUGAUGGCUGAUCGAUCUAUAACUUCCACACACAUAGCCCAAAAAUUAGAAAUCUUAGAGCAUCAAUGGUUAAAAAUAGAAACUCUUGUCAUUCUUCUAAAGCCAUUGAAAGUUAUUACGUCGCUUCUAUGUGGAGAAAAUCAUUCACCGACUUCAAUCGUAAGGCCAUUGCUCAAAAAAUUGUUAGACAACCAUUUAAAGCUACAGGAUAAUGACGACCAAAGUAUAACUUAUUUUAAGCAAACUAUUAUUUCUGAUAUUAAAGAACGCUUUAAUCUUGAGUGGGAUUCAGAAAGCAGAGUUUCUGCUCGACAAAUCGCGUCAUUCUUGGAUCCAAGAUAUAAAAAUUUGGAUCAUGAACCCAUAAUUGCACGAGAAAGCAUUCGAUCAUCCGUUAUCAAUUUAUUAAAUAAUAUUGAAAUUGAUGCACAUAAUGUAAAUACACGACGCGAACCAUCACUUCAUAAAAGUGCACUCGAGUUCCUCUACGGUGAUGAUGUUACUGAAGUCAACGAUUUGACGACCUAG
Messenger RNA from Diuraphis noxia (Russian wheat aphid), 627 nucleotides. RefSeq names its product E3 SUMO-protein ligase ZBED1-like. The record is from RefSeq and is a predicted model, not a curated record. Lineage: Eukaryota; Metazoa; Arthropoda; Insecta; Hemiptera; Aphididae.